AUGUCCGGUCCAAAUCUCCACAAUGCCCUCCUCCGACCUCCAAUUAUCCAGAUCCUCCGCGCACAAGGCUUUCACUCCACGCGUCCCUCCGUCCUGGAAUCAUUGCAAGACCUCACCGGCCGAUAUAUUCAGAUCCUAGCUUCAGCGGCAGCAGACCAUGCCGCAAAUGCGCACCCAGAAGACCCUACUCCGAGGCUCGAAGACAUCUACCAGGCGCUCCAGGACGCAGGCGCCAUACGCCCUCAACUGCGUGAGAUGGACGAAGACUGGCAGGGAGAAGAAGACAUGCGUGGUCUUCAGUCGCUUAUCGGAUGGAUCAAGGGCCCAAUCCAUGCAGAGAUUCGAAGAGUCGCAGGGUUCCUCCCGAGCGAGGGCGAUAUGAUUGAUCCUGACGCGAUCGAAAAGGAGGAUUAUCUUACCGCUUUGAAGAAGAAACACAGCAAAACGGGUGAAGAAUCUCGUUAUGCUGGAACAGUGUUGGGAAAGAGUGCCGAGGAACGCCCCAUCAUCAUUGAGGGAGGUGCUCCCAGCAUCCAGGAAUGGGGAGCCCAGAUACGUGCUCGUGCGCCUGACAACUCUGGGAUUGAAAGCGAUACAUCGGGUGUCAGCAGCGCUCCCAGUCAUCUCUCCGACGAAGAAGCCAUGGCUGCGUGA
Penicillium olsonii is the source of this 654-nucleotide messenger RNA. NCBI's taxonomy places the organism in Eukaryota, Fungi, Ascomycota, Eurotiomycetes, Eurotiales, Aspergillaceae. The record is from the annotation of a GenBank genome assembly.